CCACCACACUUUGUGUGUGUAUGUGUGUGCGCGCGCACAGUCAGUGAUCGCGAGGCAAGGGUUUUUGUCCGACGGAAGGCAGCGUUGUGUUCUUCAGAGGGCUCGCGCACGCCGUAGGAGCAGCAGUAGCAGCAAGACGGUGAUUUAAAACAAUUUGAGUGCAGCCACUCGAUUGCUACCGCCUGUCCCUGCUUCCACACACUGACCUUUCAACAGGCUCAUUCUAUCAUUAUAUCUGCGCUGUUUAUAUAAAUCGCAGCAUGGAGGACCAGCUACUGUGCUGCGAGGUGGACUCCAUCAGGAGAGCCUACCAGGACGUCAACCUGCUCAACGACCGGGUUCUCCACACCAUGCUGAAGGCAGAGGAAACCUACCUACCGUCUCCUAACUACUUCAAGUGUGUUCAGAAAGAAAUAAUUCCUAAAAUGCGGAAAAUAGUUGCCACAUGGAUGUUAGAGGUCUGCGAAGAACAGAAAUGCGAGGAGGAGGUUUUCCCCCUAGCUAUGAACUAUUUGGACAGAUUUUUAUCAGUGGAGGCCACCAGGAAAACCCGACUACAGCUGCUGGGAGCCACAUGCAUGUUUCUAGCAUCUAAGAUGAAGGAGACAGUUCCCUUAACAGCAGAGAAACUCUGUAUCUACACAGACAACUCAAUUCAGCCUGGAGAACUACUGCAAAUGGAACUGCUGGUUCUCAACAAGCUGAAGUGGGAUCUGGCUUCAGUCACACCCCACGACUUCAUUGAACACUUCCUGUCCAAGCUGAAGAUCUACCCGUCCACCAAGCAGAUCCUGAGGAAGCAUGCCCAGACCUUUGUGGCACUCUGUGCUACAGAUGUUAACUUCAUUGCCAGUCCUCCAUCCAUGGUGGCAGCGGGCAGUGUGGUUGCAGCUGUUCAAGGUCUCUACCUGAAGAGUCAAGAUGCCUCCUUGUCCUCCCAAAACCUCACCAACUUCCUGUCGCAAGUCAUUCGCAGUGACCCGGACUGCCUGCGUUCAUGUCAGGAGCAGAUAGAGUCUUUGCUAGAGUCGAGCCUGCGGCAGGCUCAGCAACAUAGCAGUACAACAGAAACCAAACUAAUGGAUGACGACGUGGACCUGUCCUGCACCCCAACAGACGUCAGAGACAUAAACAUCUGAAACUACAAACAGCUGCGUUGCACGAUGACCUGAUGAUCGAAGAUCAGUUAUGGAUAGAGGUUGUUGAAGAGACUGCUGAGGAGAGGGGUGUGCCCCAGUUUAACUCAGCCUCCCCUGACCCUUCAACCUGUUGGUCUACUAUCCUAUCCAACAUGUCACUCACAUGCACGCCAUCUGCUAUGACUGCCAAGAAGGAACAGAGCGCCCUCUGCAGGCCCUGCAGUAAACCUCACGUUACAUUUCCUGCCAGUGUCCCCUCCCAUCCUGGGAAAUGAACUGAACACUAGACAAGUGCCAGGAGAAAGACUAUGAAUAUUGAUGACCUGUGUGGGCUGGAGGUGAAGCCACAAAAACACACUUUUACUAGCUGUUUUAUUCUUGUUCCCACAAAUAUUAAACUAGGAAUGUUACAAUUACAGCAGACUCAACUUGCCUACUAAAACAUCACAAAGUGUCAAGAAAGUAGGUCCUUGUAGUUUGCCUUCAGGUUUUCAUCUGAAAUCUGACAUGUACUAUAGAGAAGAGGCCUUCUUUUCAUAUCUUUGUUAUACCUAGAAUGUUUUAGACUUCCUGUUUAAGCUCAUUUUUUUUGUCUUGUUGCAGUGUAGACAGUCAUAUACCCCUGAUUGCUUAUGUUUAGUCACUUUAUUAUAUAUCAUUUUUGACACUUCUAUCAAUUAGUCUUAUACCUCUUUUCUUCCAAACCUUUUGUUUUUUUAAAACCAAGUCUAGUGUGAGAAGCUCUGUUUUAACACCCUGUGGACUGUGGACUGCUGAGGUUAAGGUGUGUACAAAUGGAAUUCUGUGUUCAUUUGUUGGUUGCAUACACUUAACCCAUUUCACCUCACUACAAUUUGAUAAGAUCAAGUAGAUGCAGACAAAAGCAGAGCAAUCCACAUCUAGUUAUAUUUUCUUUGUCUGAUUAGUUACACCUAAUACCAUUCCAGCUUUGGUUUAUCUUUUUUUUAAAGCACUUUUGGUCAGCACUGCUGGCUUGUCUAAAAAGAUCACAGUGAUAAAGUUUGUAAAACAGCAUGAAAAUGGAAUGGGGCUUUGACCAGGUGUUACCAGCGUACAAAUGAUUCAUCUGAUGAGACAAAAGUGACCAGCAUGGCAAACAUACUUUUUAAAACAAGACUGAAUGCUGCUGGACACUGACUUAAGUUUCGUAGAUUCAGUGGAUCACUUAACAUGCCUUUUAAAUCUCAGGUUGGAGUUUUAGUCCAACAAAUAUUUCACACAGGCAGAGCCUCUCCUGCAUUUUAAGAAAUAUCAUUGUUAGUUGAUCUUCAGUGCGCAGAGCCAAAGGCUCACAGAAGUUAAAGUAAGAAUUAAAAUAAUACUUUUUCAUAUAGUAUUUUUUUUUAAGCUUGGAUUUUCUAGUUUGCUAGCCGUGACCUCACCUACUGACAUUUAACUCAAGAGCAGCUGUGCCAUCAAUGCUUGUAAACCUAAAACUCCAGUCUGCCUCUAAAUUGCCAAGAGAGCAUCUCCUCCAUUGUUCCACCUCUGUUCAAAUACUGCUCAUGGAUCUUGGAUGCAGAUGAAGCUUAAAAGAAAGGGUGAGCGUUGAAACUAUUAAUGUGAUUUUGCACAAACCUAAAAGACAUGGGCUGCAUUUCUUGGGGACUUGCUUAAAAAGAUGAGAGCAAACUUGACAAGAGUACCAAGGGGUGAGACGACAAAGAGCAAAAAGGGUGAUGGCUCAACAGUGAGGUGUGUCCUAACGCUGUCAAGUCAGGGUUCCUACACAGGACAGGGAUGGUGUCAUGAGCAAGUAGGUGUGUCCUAUCAAAUGUGAAGAGUAAAAGAUUAUUGUGAGCAGGAUGACUUAAUUUUGAGAGUGUCAAACUGUGUAGGAACCCUGUGAAUUAGUUUUCUGAUUGUACAUUAAGGAUAGAGAAUAGGAGAGAAACACUCCCUGUAUUCUGCUGCUAUAGGAAAUAAAUUCCAGCUACAUGUAAAAAGAAAAAAUGUUAUGGAUUUAAAUCAAUGCUUUCUCAUGUUUGCUGCUACAUUUUUAUACAUAAAUGUCAAUAUUCUGCCAUUGUAGUUUGGUAUUUUCUAAUAGAAAAAUGUCUUAUUGAAAUCCUCAGCUUUUAUGUAGAAUCUAUGUGAUCAAUUUUUGUUUUUUGUAAUUAUGUAAUAUGAUUCUCCAUACUAUUCCAAAAAACAAGGAAAAACUAGACAAUGUACAGAAAUGCUUUGAUCCACAAUACCUCAAGUGACAGUCAAGAUAUAUCUCUAAUUUAGGUAUUUUUAUUUGUUUAGCUCUUAUUCUAUUUUACUUGUUGGUUCAGUACCUACUUGCUCUGUUAAAUCUGUUUGAGGUGAAACAUCCAUGAUGGAAACCCACAAUUCCAGGGCAUUCUUUGAUGCUGGUGCCAUAACAGAAAAUGGGAUAUGUAUAACUCUGUUGAGUGUGAAGCUGUCUCGGUGAAAGAGACUUUAUCCCCCUUUAGGCCCAUAGUGGCCUUCCUUCCUUCCCCUUUUUUAUAUUUAUGAAAGAAAAAAAGCUUUUUGUUUCAUGUUUCAAACUUUUGGUGAAUUGAUUUGAGUAUAUAAAUAGAUUCAGUGUCAUGCUCAGUAAGCCAUUUUUGUUUGGUUUUUACAAAUCAUUCCUCACAGUUGUCUACUUCAUGCCAGUUGUCUUCAGCCGGAACAGUGUAUUAUUUGUGUCGACUACACAAUAAAACAUGUUGUAGAUGGAG
Molecule: messenger RNA, 3850 nt
Organism: Hippoglossus stenolepis (Pacific halibut)
Lineage: Eukaryota; Metazoa; Chordata; Actinopteri; Pleuronectiformes; Pleuronectidae
Gene: ccnd1
Product: cyclin D1
Exons: 5
Coding region: 261-1139 (292 amino acids)
Biological process (GO): regulation of cyclin-dependent protein serine/threonine kinase activity; positive regulation of G1/S transition of mitotic cell cycle; mitotic cell cycle phase transition
Cellular component (GO): nucleus; cyclin-dependent protein kinase holoenzyme complex; cytoplasm
Molecular function (GO): cyclin-dependent protein serine/threonine kinase regulator activity
Source: RefSeq, a predicted model, not a curated record